Messenger RNA from Cinara cedri, 10255 nucleotides. The record is from the annotation of a GenBank genome assembly. NCBI's taxonomy places the organism in Eukaryota, Metazoa, Arthropoda, Insecta, Hemiptera, Aphididae.
CAUCAGUUUUGUGUAUUGAUUCGCUUAUUAUUUACUCUUUGUCCUGAUUCGUUCUUAUAAUCAGUAUUCAGUACAAUCCAAUCCUACCUCUGCCGUGUACCAUAACUGCUGUUCAGUUGUAAAGUGUACAAGUAAUUUUUGCAUAAUAUGUGCAUAUUAUUUGUUUUAACCCAAAAUCAUGAUAUAACUUUUUACAAUUUUGUACGUAUAUACAUUUAAAUAUACCUAGUCAAUUGCGAUAAAUAAACAAGUCAAAUGAAAUGCAACAGAUAUAAUACUAUUAACAUAAGAUUACAAUUUAAUGGAUUGAAAAUAUAAAUAUAAUUGUUUACAUAAGUUUUAUCUUGACUUGAAAGGUCAUUCUUAUAAUCUCAAAUCGCAAUUCAUUUAUUCUAAAACAUUGCCUAUUUAAAAUUUAUAUAAUCGAGGUAUCACGUAAAUAUUUGUUAAUUGUAUAUUUUGUUUUUAGUCAAAUUAAAUCGUAUGUAUUAUUUACAGCAUUAUACACACUAAUGGACUCACAAAUUGAUUUAAAAAAUGAAAGUAAUAGAUUGGCUACAUUUAUUGGUUGGCCUGUAUCAUUCAUUAUAACUCCAAAAAGUUUAGCAGCUGCUGGAUUCUAUUACACUAACCACACAGACAAAGUAAUUAUAAAUUAUAAUAAUAAUUUACCUACCUACCUAUAUUAUUUCAGAUUGUUUUAAUUAUAAUAUUUGCAUUGUUAUUAACAUUAGGUCAAGUGCGCAUUUUGUAAUAUUUGUGUUUGUCGUUGGGAAUUUGGUGAUAAUGCUGUGGAUGAACAUAAACGUCAUAAUCCCAAUUGUAGCUUUAUCUCUAGUCAAAAUUGUGGAAAUAUACCUCUCAUCGAAGGAAUUCAGUUAAGGGGUGAAUAUGUUGAACAUCGUAGAGAAGCAGGUUGGUUUGUAUUACCUCAAGAUUUUUUUUUUAUAUUGUUUAUUUCAUAUACUAAAACCAUAUUUUAUAUUGGUUUUAUACAACUAGUCAAAUAUUUUUUUUAUUUAUUCACUUACAACAAGUUAUCACUAGAGCUGUUAUUUCAAUGUACUUGGCAUUUUUUUCUAAAGCUCGUGCAAUGUUUGUACUGUCAUAAAUUCUUUUCAUGUUUUUUUGAUUAAAAUUAUGAAAAUUAAUUUUUCAUUUUUUUUUUUUUGACAAAUUUUGGAGUUUUUAAAUCCUAAAUUUUCUUUUAAGAUUUGUACACGCUAUCAUGAUUUUAUAUAAAUAUGACAAACUAUUAAGUAGGUAAUUGAAUUGUAUAAUACAAUAUAAUAUAUUACCGAAAAAUAAUAAUGUUAAAAUCUAAACAAUGAGGGUUAAACAGAAAACUUCUAAGGCAAAACUAAAGUGUUAUUUUUAAAAAUCACUAGAUUUCCUAUUUAAUAAUUUGUUUAUGAAAAUUGACUAUAUCGUUCAGUACGAGUUUCGUUGUUGUAAAGUAAAUUAUAAUUUAUAUCAAAAUUAUCAAAAAUAAAUACAUUUUUAGUAUAUUAUUUUCUUAUAGAUUAUAAAAACAUUUUUUAGGAUUUUAUAAGGAAAUUUGUAUUUAAUUUUUCUCCCUCCCUGAAAUAUCACCUAUGUAUCAUGGACACCCAUUUCAUCAGAUAUUGUUUGUGUUGGACAUUAAAAGCUAAAUUAAAAUACAAUUAUUUAUUAUAAAGUUAUAUCUCUGUCUUAAAUGCUUAAUACAUGUAGAAAUAAACAAAAUAUAGUAUAAUAUACUAUAGAUAUUAUCUGUUAUCUGCUUAUAUUCCUGACAAAUAACAUUUUAAUGAACUAGGUGAACCAAUUGAUAUUCGAGGUUUGGGUGUAAAAACUCAUCGAGUGGCUUUUCAUUUAAAAUAUAAUUCAUACAAUUCUCGGCUAAAAACCUUUAGAGGAUGGACAAAUGAAUCACAGAAACCUGAAGAAUUGUCUGUAGCUGGAUUUUUUUUUACUGGUGAGUAUUUUUAAUGAACUAAAUUAUAUUAAUUUAAACAAAUAAUUUCAUACUGUAUUCAUAAAAAUAUUUUUAAAUCCAAUUUACUAGUAAUAGUUUUUAUUAAUACAUAAUUGGGUACAUGUACUACAUACUGUUAUUUAAAGUGUACGUUCAGCCUGAAUAAAAAACGGCUUCAGUAUUUAUUAGAAUUUCUCAACUUGACAUUCAAUAUUAUUACUAUCAUUUAUAACUAGGUGUAUGAUUAUAAUAAAUUACACACUACAAUUCUUAAAUUUUUUAAAUCGUUUUAGUAGUUUUGAAAAAUUAUGAUACACAUUCAAUUAUCAGUUUAUACUACAGUUGAUAUGUUUUUUAUUUAUUUAAUUGUUAUAUGUAUAACUUGUUUAUUAUAUUUGAUGUAACAAUUUUUGUUUAGUAACAUAACUUGAUAUUAUAAUACAGUCAUUUUUUUUUUUUUUUUUGGUCCCGUUAAGUGUUAUUAUUCUAUAGGAACCUUCUAAAGGAUGGUUACCUCUAAAUAGCGGUUAUUAUUUCCGGGAUUUUUGGUGACCGUUCUAUGGAAGUUUUACUGUAAAUGAUUUUGAAAAAAAAUUUAGAAUUAAAAUUUUUUUUUUUUUUAACCAUCAAAUUACACGUUUAAACAUAGUAUAUGUAAAUUGGUACAAAAUAUUAACAAUAAGUGUUUAUUAUAUAAACUAAUGUAUGAAAUUUGUAUAAAAUAUUGCAGGUUGUAAUGAUGAAGUUCGCUGUUAUUAUUGUGAUGGGGGUCUUCAAAAUUGGGAGGCGUCUGAUAAUCCAUGGGUUGAGCACGCUAAGUGGUUUCCAAAUUGUGAUUUCCUAACUUUAGUCAAAGGUGAGAGAUUUUUGGAUGCACAUUUGGUGGAAAGAUUCAAAGCACUUUUAAGUAGACCUAGAUCCGAUGACACAUCUUCAUCUCAAGAGGUAUUGCUUUAUUUUUUGUAUAAUGUAAGGGUUAUUUAAGUGUCCAAACUCUAUAUUCUUAACUAAUAAAAAAACAUACAUAUUAAUUUAUCUAUAAUGUUUUAAUUAGAAUAACAUUUAAAACUCAAAAUUCACAAAACUGUUAACUUAAAUAAAAAAUAAUUAAUAUCUUAACAGUUUUGUGGGUUUUAGAUUUUAUAAAUUAUUAUUAUUAUUAUGUCAUCUAAUCUGAGUGAUUUAGAUAUAAACAAUUUUAUUCAUAAAUUUCUCUUAAUUGUUUUAUAAAUUUAUAUUUAUUUUAUUACAAGUUAGUUUGUGUAUCUAUUUGUGCUUUAAUCUAUACAUCUAAAUCUAAUUUCCGAAUAUUAAUUGAAAACAGUUAUUAUUUUGAAGAUUAGUAAUUUAAUUUUCUGUUAUAUUUUUCUAAACAUAUUAAAAUCAUGGUAUUAACUAUUGAUCAAAUUAUUAAUUCUUAGCAUAAUUAUGGCCUGUAACUUUGAAGAACUCAAAAAUAAAUAUUUAAAAAGCACCAUCUAAAUUUUAAAAAUGUUAUAAAUAAGAAAUGUUUUGCUUAACUACUUAAAUUCUUAAUGUAGAUUAAUCUAUACUUAUAAAUGAUUUAUAAUAUUUGUAGUUAUUAUUAACUAAUGUGAUUUGUCUAUAUUGAGUGAGUCUGUGGAUGAACAAAAUUUAUGCUCCCUAUACUAAAAUGGAUUGAAUUAUUACUGUAAUCUGUAGCAUUUUAUUUAAAUAAAUUGAAAUGAUUUCUUAAUGUUAAACAUAAUGCAUUUAUAUUUUGACUAUACAUUUACAUUGAUAAUUAAAUUUUUUAGGGACAAGUAGUUAGCAUUCACCAAACAGAUGGAUUUUUUCAAAAUUUAACAAGUACUGUGUCUAGACAUAAUGGGACAACUGAACAACAAAUAAGCGAACUUAUGUUAUUACCUCCAGCAAUUGUAAGUGUAAUUUUGACACUUAUUGCAUAAUAAUCAUAAUGUAAAAAUAAAACACUGUUUUUAUUCAUAGUUUAAUUAAAACCUUGUAGUAUGAUAAUAAUUAUUACUCUUUAUUUAGAACGCAUUAGAAUUAGGCUUGCAGCCCUCUCAAAUUAGGCAGGCAAUAAGAAACAAUCUACAAGAUAUCGGCAGACCUUUCCGUUCAACAGAUAAUUUUAUACAACAAAUUUUAAGUCAAGGUCAAUCUUCAUUUCCUGCUGAGGGGUAUAUGAUAAGACAAAAAGUUUAUAUUUAAAAUAAAUCUAAUAUAUAAUUAUAUGUGUAAAUAUUUAAUUUAGAGAUUCAAUGGCUAUAAUAGACAUUCUUCGUAGAGAAGGACCGAGAAUGAGAGCACAAUAUUUUCCUCAUGAAUAUUCAUCUAGUGAUUCUAGUGAUGAUGAAGAGUAAGUUAUACAAAUUAUUAUUAAAACAGAUGGACAUACUUUGUAUGAUGGGUGGGCCACUGUUGUAUGUGUAAAGUUUGGAAACUAGAAAUUUAUUGUAUAUCUGUAUACAGCUAAGCGGGAUUGGGUUAAUAGUGUUGCUUUCAAACUUUGGUAUUAAAAUUCUUAUUAAAAAAAAAUUCUACAUACACCCAAUUUUUUUUUAUCAUAAAGCAAGACUUAUAAUGAACCUCCUGUUAAAUUUUCUAGAAUUUCUGUUUAGUCUAACAGUUUUAUUACCUACCUUUUAUUUUGUAUAUGCCAAACAAAAAAUUAUAUUUAAAAAAAAAAUUACUUCAAUGUUUUGAACAUUUUACCAGAAAAGGCAAAUAUAAGUUUUCUGUCCAAACUCCCUAAAAUAUUUUUAACUGAAUCAAAAGAAAAAUUGAAAACAUAAUAAUUUUAUAUAUUUCUUAUUUUUUAUUUAUUAUGAAAAUAACUAGGAAAAUCAAAAAAAACCUCCCUAAAAUAUCACCCUAAUCAAAUUUCUUGUAGAAAAGUUGUUUACAGAUAAAAAAAAAAUAAAAAUAAAUAUCAUUGUAAAACCAAUACCAUUUUUCACUCCACUCAGAAUUUAAAAUACUCAGCUGGCGAUGUGACAUAGACAUGUAAAAAGAUGGACUGUAUAUCCCUCACUUCAUAAAACUAAUUAUCAUCAUAUAGUGAGAGAGAUAGACAAUAAGCACAAAUUCAUUGAGAGUAACUAAUAACUAUUUCCUCUCAAAAUUUAAAUCUGUUAUAAAAUGAUGAAAUUUGUUUACAUUUUUUGUAUUUUAUCAAUUAUGUUAUCAAUAAGCCGUAAAAUAUACACUUUGUCUCUUUUACUAGUUGUUGAUAUGUGUUUUCUCUUUCUAAACACAUUCCAUCUCUUAAUAUGUGUCUAUGUGAUGUGAUAUGGUAAAGACCACAAAUAUAUAUAAAAACUAAAUAGCCAACUCCAUAUACAAUUAUGAUGCUCAACGCCAUAUGUCAUUUGGGCAAUGUUUACAAAUUCUUUUGUUGCCAGACAAUAUUUUAUGUUAACAUAGUUCAUGGUUAUUAAAGUUAUCUGCGAUAAGGAUAGCAUAAAAAUGAUAACAUGAUACAAACAUUACCCAACUAACAAAUGGCGCUAGGUAUCAUACAUUGUUUACAUUAUAUUGGCAUUAUAUACAUUAUUGUAUAUGAAGUCGACUAUCUAGUUUUUAUAUAUAUAUCUGUGGUAGAAACAGAGUUUCAAUGAAGAUAACUAAACCUCAAUAAUGUUAUUCAAUUAAGUAACUUCUAGGAUUAGAGCGUUGGUUUGAAAUCUAUAAUAAUAAUUAAUUUUAUUUUUUGGCAUUUUUACAAACCAUAUUUCAGUCAACUAAUGAAUUUCAUCAUUUUGUUUUAAACUAGAGAAAAGUUUUAGUGGAACUUUUGAACUUUUGCAGCAAGCUUUUAGAGCCAGAUAACUGAAACAUGGUUUCAUAAAAAUAAAUAUUGUUAUUGAUUUAAAACAAAUGCUCUAAUUUUAGCUAAAAGUUACUUUAUCGGAUAACAUAAUAGGGGUUUCGUUAUUUUUAUUGAUGUAAAUAUUACAAUACAGUCUAGGUAUUUUUUGAUCACACCUCGUAUAAUAGUGUAAUCAAUAUAAUGUUACAAUUAUCAUUAAUUUAUAUUUGAUCAUGAUAUUUUUUUAGUAAAUGCUUUACCUUUAAUUGUCUAAUUGUCAUUGUACGAUUUAAAACUAAUCAUAUUUUUUAUUAUUUUAAAUUUUAAAAAUGUCAAUAAAACUGAGAAUUGAUUAUAAAAUAUUAUUAAUAGAAUUUGAAUUGAAGAGACACAAAUACAUAGUUCAAAGCCUCCUUGAAACAGUCAAAUCCUUUUGAUAUUUUUUUAUAAUAUGCGAAUUGUUAUACUUGUUGUUAGAGAAAGUGCGGCAUUGGCUUUGCGCAAAUGUUGCAUCUAUUAGGAAAAGCAUGAGUGGUUCAACAUUGUAUUAAUAAAUAAAUAAAUAAAUAUAUUUUUAUAAUUUAUGACAUAAUCUCCAAAAAUUUGGCGAAUCGUAUAGAUUAAAAGAAAAUGAUUUUAAAAAUAAAUUAAAUUUAAUAUUUGAUAUUUGAUAUUUAGAAAUUUAAAGUGUAUAAUUAUAUAAGAUUUGAUACCGAAGCAUUAAAAAAAAAUUGGGAUGUCAGUGCUUAAAUUGGAAAAAUAAAAAAAGAGGAACCAUAAGACUUCAAAAAAAAAAAAAUGAUUGUCCCUUACAAUUUCCGAACUUAAACUAAUUUGCAGGGGCGGAGUACAGACUAUUUAUUUUACUAUGAUAUAUAAUUUUGUUAUUUUGUUUUCUGUAUGUAAACAACUUUUCUACCAAUAAUCUUGUCCGAUCAUCAAAAGGUAAUAGUUUCUUAAAACUGUUUGUCUCUUUGAGAAAGUUAUUUUUUGAUUUACCUUAAAAAAUAUAUGUAUGUACAACAAUAUAUUCAAUUUUUGUUUGAUUCUAUAGAGAAGUUGUUCACUUAUAAAAAUGAAAUAAUAAUAAAAAAAAAUACAUACUCGAUUCACUUAGUAUCUAAAUUUUGCUUAUAUUUAUAUUUAUAUUUUUUGAUAAUAUUGUUUUUUAGUUCUAUUGUUGAUACACACUUGAACUUUGAGGAUAUAAAUAUUAUAAUCAUGGGAAAUACACACUUGGAGAAUACAAACUUAGAUAAUGUAUUUGCAUCUGAAUCACAAAAUCAAAAUGUAACAAACAGUCAAAAUGAAAAUGUAACAAACAGUCAAAAUGAAAAUGUAACAAACCGUCAAAAUGAAAAUGUAACAACAAGUAGUCAAAAUGAAAAUGAAACUAAUCAUACAACUGAAAUGGAUGUAUCUGUUAGUGUUCAAUCCAAUGAAUCUAAUAAUAUUAAUGUUGAAGGUAAAAUAGAUAACAAUAAAUUAUAAUAUGUAUUAGUUACAUUUUUAAACAAACUAUUUUUUUUUAUUAUUAUUUUAGAAGAAGCAAAUGCACAAACUGUGAAUCCAGAGAACAUUAAAUUAUCACAAUCAGGUAUUUAUUUUAGAUUAUUUAAUCAUGUUGGUUUUAUGUUUUACAUCAAAGUAAUAACAUCAAAAUAAUGGCUAUUUUUUUAAGAAACUAUGUAAUAGUUUAACCUCUUUUUCUUCUUUAAAAUAAGUAUUGACUAUAUAUAGUAGUACUUAUUUAGUAUAAUAUUAUAAAUAAUGGUAUGAUUUAAUCGUUGAACUUAUAAAGAAAUAAAUUACUAUAAAUAUCUGUUAAAUCUAAUUAAAAUAGAAUUUACGGUUAAAACAAUAUUAACUACCUUUGUUAUGUUAUCGAAAUUUUAAAUUCAAUGAAAUACCAGAGUGCGCAUUAACCCUACAUGAUAUGUUCAUAAUAUUCUUAUAAACUUUUAUGAUAUUAAUAUAUUAUGCUUAGACUUGACAUAAAUACUAUUAACACCAUACAGUUGAGAGACAUUUUGAUUUUAUAAAGGGGUCUGAUUGGCCAUCUUGAAGCCCAGACUUAAAGCUGCUUGAUUAUGGGUUAUAGAGCAUUUUAGAGGAGAGAACUUGAUAAGAAAUGACACUCAAAUUUAGAGUUACUCAAGUGAAGCAUUAUGAAGGCAGUUGUAGACAUUUUCUUAGAGAUUAUCCAUACAUGUAUUGAGCAGUAGCUGAAAAGAUUACGUCGUUGUAUUGAAAAGAGGUGCAUUUUGAGUAAUAUUUAUAUAUAUAUAUAUAACAUUCAUUCUUUAGCCAAUUAUAAAAAAUACUAGAAUUCAAAAAAUUCCCUAAUAAAAAUUCUAAUUUAAAUCAUUUUAUUUCAUAUAAAAAAAGUAAAAAUUAAAAACAUUAUGAGAUAAUGAAAACAAAUUUUAUUUUUCAAAAAAAAUUGGUUAAAGAUUAAAUAUUGUAAUGAAAUAGUACCUAAUUCACUGUACUUUGUUUAUAAAUAAAUAAAAUAUAAAAUUAUCAAAAAAACAACACCCUUGUGUCAUAUUUCGGCAUAGAAAGAAGAUGAGUUAUUGAGUCCAUAUUUUUACAAAAAAUUUUAUAUCAAUUUAAAAAAAUUGAGGGGGGGGAAUUCAUAUUAAAUUUCAUAAUUAAGUUUUUUUGGACUACCCAAAUAUAUAUAGUUCAAAUUAUAAUAAUUUAUAUUUUUCAAAUAUAUUUACAAAAUGUGUGUACAAUAUGUUAUCUUGAGUAAUAUAUAUUUAAAGCAAGGACAGUAUUUAUAUCUAGAGUAAGUAUAACAGGUAUACAGUUUUAAAGUAUUGCCUCUUAUGUUCAGAAAUAACUGGUAUUUUAACCUAGGUUUUUUAAAUAAUGUUAUUUGUGCAUUUUAAUUUAGAAUUAGAAGAAGAAAAUCGUCGUUUAAAGGAGGCCCGUCUUUGUAAAAUUUGUCUUGAUCAAGAGUUGGGUGUUGUUAUGUUACCUUGUGCUCAUUUAGUUGCAUGCAUCACUUGUGCUUCAAGUUUACCUGACUGUCCAUUAUGUCGACAGACUAUCAAGGCUACUGUUCGUACAUAUCUUUCUUAAAAUUAAUAAUGUACUUAUAAAUUUUGAAUUUUCACAGAAUACAUAUUUGUUGGUUUUAUAAAUAAUUAGAACAUUUUUUGAAUAAAAUAUUAUAGAUUGCCCGUUACUAUUUAUAUAAUUCUAUAUUAAACAUUAAUCCUACAACUUAAGUGAAAUAUUAUUAAUUAAUUCCUAUCAAUAUCUUUAUGUUUAGUGUGGCUGUAAAUUAUUUUAUUUUAAAUUGUUUUCUUUAAAUGUUUAGUAACUUUUUUUUUUUUAUUUGUAUUGUUAUUUUAGGUAAUCAUAAAAUAUCUCUAGAAAUAUCAUAAAAUAAUAUGUUAUAGAUAAUUAUAAUUGGAAUUCAACAUAAUUCUAUACUUAUCAAUUGUUUUUGAAUUCUUAUAUUUAACCAGUAAUUAUUACUUUAUUAUAUGUCAUUUAUACAAUGAUUUUUAAUCAACCUUAAUCAAAAACUUUGAAUGUCUAAUGUUAAAUAAUAGUAUACAUUUUAUGAAUGUGGCUGUAGGAAAAUUAACUAUAUUAAUAUUAACUGCUAUUACAAAUAUAAUACAAUUAAAUUAAAACUCAUAUUAUAUUUGCAGUAUAUUUUAUUAUGGUAAAAGUUGUAUCACUAAAGCCAUUGUUACAAUGAACUGCUAAAGUUUAGCUUAUUAUCAGUUAAGGUGGAGAAUACUUCAGUGGCAAAUAUAAAACAAAUUAUUACAAUGUACCACUAUCACUAGUCAUUAUAUUAUUUUAUUAGUUAACUAAUAAAAAAUAGUACCUAUAACAAUUUUCAUUAGGACAUUGUAACAACUGCUAAAAUCUUAUCUAGGUUAAAUAUUAUAUUAGGUAUAUUAUAAUUAAUUCUAAUUACUUUUAUGUUUAAUAUGUUAUUUAUUAGUUUUAGUUCUUUAAAAUAUUAAAGGAAUUUAAUUCCGUUGAUUUUAUUUUAUUUUAUAAUCGUAUAAAUGUUGUUUCUGUGUUAAAUUAAUCAACAAUAGACAUUAGAGAUGUGACGGACUGUUUGAUAUAGUAUAGUAAUAUUAUAAUAAUUUUGAUCAUAUAAAUUCACAAAUACGGUACUAAAAACCUUUUUAAAUAAUACCUAGACAAAUAUGUUAAGGCCAUUACUCUUAAAUAGUUUAUAGUUUAUAAUCUUAGUCAGUUUAAUAUUUGUAUUCAUAUGUUAUUUUAUUAAAGUUGUAUUUAGGAUUUAGUAAAUCAUAAAAAAUUAUAGAUAAUGAAUAUUAGUAAAUUAUUUCUCCUUUACAAACAUUUAGAUAGUAAAUGAAUCAUUGUAUGAUUUUUACUAAUUGAUAAUUUAUUACUACUAAACAAAAAAACACCAUAGUAAUUUAGUUGUUCUACCCAAAAAUAUCCAUAAUCUAUAUUUUAAAUAAUCUUGAAUAAGUUUUUUUUUUGAAAAAGCC